AGCCAUUGAAAAAUACUGUGAGAGCUGUGAUUGGUCGCAGCUUGUCACAUGAUACAAGGCUGUUGUGAAUGGCCCUGUACCAUGUGAUCCCUGUGAUCAUUCACAGAUUUCACACGUAGUAAGCAAUGACGUCAGGAAUGAUCACUGAUUGGCCAAUCAGGGAUCAUAUGAAUCGGGACCUCGUACAGAGGUCCCAUACAGCAAUUGUGGUGCCGCACGCUCCCAGGGAGCGUGCACAGGCAGUGAAUGCGGGGGGGCCGUUUAUAAACGGCCACCCGCUUCGGCACUGCUCCCGUGCGGCCAUUUAUGUACACGGGCAGGACAGGAAGUGCUUA
Messenger RNA from Staurois parvus, 335 nucleotides. Lineage: Eukaryota; Metazoa; Chordata; Amphibia; Anura; Ranidae. The record is from the annotation of a GenBank genome assembly.